GCACCAGGCUGGCUGGCGGGCGGCCUCUGGGGGCCCCGGAGGCAGUGGGGUCCAUGGCCGGGGUUGCGUGCUUGGGGAAAGCCACAGAUGCCGACGAGUGGUGCGACAGCGGCUUGGGCUCGCUGGGUCCGGACGCGGCGGCCCCCGGAGGACCGGGGCUGGGCACAGAGCUGGGCCCGGGGCUGUCCUGGGUGCCCCUCGUCUUCGGCUACGUCACGGAGGAUGGGGACACGGCACUGCACUUGGCGGUGAUUCAUCAGCACGAGCCCUUCCUGGCUUUCCUCCUGAACUUCGCAGCUGAUACUGAAUUCCUAGACCUACAGAAUGACCUGGGCCAGACAGCCCUGCACCUGGCAGCCAUCCUGGGAGAGGCAUCCACCGUGGAGAAGUUAUACGCUGCGGGCGCCGGGCUGCUGGUGGCGGAGCGAGGGGGCCACACGGCGCUGCACCUGGCCUGCCGCGUGGGGGCACACGCCUGUGCAAGCGUGCUGCUACAGCCCCGGCCCCGGUGUCCCCGGGGAGCCCCCAGCAUCUACCUCACCCAGGGCCCUGACCACACCCCCGACGCCUACCAUGCCCCUGUCGCCCCACCCCCCAAUCCCAACUCAGAGAAGGAAGUGGACAGUGAGGACUGGAAGCUGCAGCUAGACGCCGAAAACUAUGAGGGCCACACUCCACUUCACGUGGCCGUCAUCCACAAAGAUGCCGAGAUGGUCCGGCUGCUCCGGGUGGCCGGCGCGGACCUCAACAAACCGGAGCCCACGUGUGGCCGGAGUCCCUUGCACUUGGCUGUGGAGGCCCAGGCUGCCGACGUGCUAGAGCUUCUCCUGAGGGAGGGUGCCGACCCCGCCGCCCGCAUGUAUGGCGGCCGCACCCCACUGGGCAGCGCCAUGCUCCGGCCCAACCCCAUUCUCCCCCGGCUCCUCCGCGCCCACGGAGCCCCUGAGCCCGAGGACGAGGAGAAGCCCGGACCCUGCGCCAGCAGCAGCAGCAGUGACAGCGGAGAAGAGGGCGAGGAAUAUGACGACAUCGUGGUCCACAGUGGCCGGAGCCAAGACCAGCUACCUCCCACCCCAGCCGCAGAGCCUCUUCCCGAUGCCCCCGUCUAAGUAGUUCCGCCGUUAAUAUGAUCGCAAACCUAAUAAAAUUCCAAGUCUGGCCACCGGA
This is a messenger RNA of Echinops telfairi (small Madagascar hedgehog), 1167 nucleotides long. RefSeq names its product NFKB inhibitor beta (gene NFKBIB). The transcript is spliced from 6 exons. Gene Ontology annotation, cellular component: cytosol. Gene Ontology annotation, biological process: cellular response to lipopolysaccharide; signal transduction. The record is from RefSeq and is a predicted model, not a curated record. The coding region runs from base 54 to 1109 and encodes 351 amino acids. Gene Ontology annotation, molecular function: protein binding. Lineage: Eukaryota; Metazoa; Chordata; Mammalia; Afrosoricida; Tenrecidae.